Sceloporus undulatus (fence lizard) is the source of this 2427-nucleotide messenger RNA. Its product is annotated as histone H2A type 2-C. The transcript has a single exon. Gene Ontology annotation, cellular component: nucleosome. NCBI's taxonomy places the organism in Eukaryota, Metazoa, Chordata, Lepidosauria, Squamata, Phrynosomatidae. Gene Ontology annotation, molecular function: structural constituent of chromatin; protein heterodimerization activity; DNA binding. The record is from RefSeq and is a predicted model, not a curated record. The coding region runs from base 69 to 458 and encodes 129 amino acids.
GCUCUUAAUUGGGGAUUUUUCCUGGGUCGGGUGCGCUUGAGCAAGCGAGCGAAGCUAGUGUUGUCGCCAUGUCCGGCCGCGGGAAGCAGGGAGGCAAAGCGAGGGCCAAGGCCAAGUCUCGGUCCUCCAGGGCGGGCCUGCAGUUCCCGGUGGGCCGCGUGCACCGCCUCCUGCGGAAGGGCAACUACGCCGAGAGGGUGGGCGCGGGGGCCCCCGUCUACCUGGCCGCCGUCCUGGAGUACCUGACGGCCGAGAUCCUGGAGCUGGCGGGGAACGCCGCCCGGGACAACAAGAAGACCCGCAUCAUCCCCCGGCACCUGCAGCUGGCCAUCCGCAACGACGAGGAACUGAACAAGCUCCUGGGCAAAGUCACCAUCGCCCAGGGAGGGGUCCUCCCCAACAUCCAGGCCGUCCUCCUCCCCAAGAAGACCGAGAGCCACAAGGCCAAAGGCAAGUGAGGCGGCUGGCCAACUCCCUCGGCCCCGAAACCCAACGGCUCUUUUCAGAGCCCCCCACGGCUUCCAGGAAGAGCUGGCCAUCGCUCUCUCCGUGGUUUACUUUUAGGCACUUCUCCGAUGUCAGAAUUCAGAGGCCUAGCUGGGUUAGUCAGGUAAAUGCACUAAUAAUAAUGAUAAUGAUAAUACUGUAAUCAAUAGGCUUACAUUUAAAAGAAGCCAUGCGAAGCCCAAUAUCCCAGUUAUUCCCUCCCUUCCCUAAAACAUCAAUUAAACAGAUGGGCCAUUAAAAGGAUUUUGUAGCACCUUUAGGACUAACUGAAAGAAGCUGGUGGCAUUGGCUUUUGAAGACUGGAACCUACUUCCUUAGAUGCAUGAUUGACACUGGACAGUCCAGAGAGAGUCCAGGGUCACCCUUAGACUUGAGCCUCCUUCAGAUGCAUUAGGUGGAGUGGAGUGUCCAAAGACAGACCAUAGAUCUGGCAAAACAAACCAUAGGCCUCUCUUUGGACUCCAUUUCAUGCGUCUGAGGAAGGAGGCUCAAGUCUAAGAAAGCUCAGGGCACCAGCUCUCAUACAGUUGGGUCCCAAACACACUGCAGCAAUCAUCCAGUUUGAGACCGCUUUAACUGCCCUGGCUAAGUGCUAGGGAAUCCUGGAGACUGCAGUUUAUUGUGGCACAGAAAAGGUAAAUGUCUCACAAAGCUACAGUUCCCAGAAUUCCCUAGCACUGAGCCAAGUGUUCUCAAACUGAAUUAUUGCUGCAGUGUGUGCUGGACCUUAGUCUCAAAGGUGCCACAAGAUCCUUUUGCAAACAGAUCCUAAAGUGGCACUAGGUUGGGGAUGCUUUGGAGCCAGAUCUUGGCUGUGUUUCUUUGUAUCUGUCUUUUUAAAAAAAUGGUUACUUAGUAGCAUGCCUCCAGAUUAGACCUAAAGGAAGCUAGGAUACUAUACCACAGACAACUAGUUAUUAUGUUGCUCAAACUCAAGUCAGUGGAAGAGAAGAAGAUACGGUUGGCCUUCUCCAAAGUUAUUCAGUACUCAGGGUCUCACAGUAUAUACACUGUACAUACACACGCAGUAUAUAUGUGCACACAUACCCCAAACUCUUUUCCAUACCAGUAUUCUCUGAAGAUGCCAGCCACAGAUGCAGGCGAUACGUCAGGAAUAAACUCUUCUGGAACAUGGCCACAUAGCCCGAAAAACCCACAAAAACUAUGGAUGCCGGCCAUGAAAGCCUUCGACGUCACAUGAGAAGAUACGUGUGACUUUGGGUGGCCUUGGGUAGACCCAGUUGCUUGUCAUCAUGGACCAAAUGAUACCAAAAGCAAUUUGCACCUCCAAACUUGUCUUUGGGACCCUCAGGUAUAAAGCAUGUUGAAUAGGACCAGGCAGGCAAAUUCUCGCCAAAUUCUAGACCAAGGCUGUAAGGUUGGACUUCUAGCGUUCCAGAUGUUUUGGACUACAAACCCCACAUUCCUAUCCCUCUUCUCAGGCUUGAUGGGUCUGGUGGAUCUUAUGGACCAUGAAUUGGCCGGGGUUCAGUUUUACGCCUCUGCUCAACACCAAAAAUAAAACCUGCACAUGGAAGAAAAUAUUCAUCCACAAUCCACCUACGUAAUCUCUUUAAUCUUUAAUUAAAGUUCUCUAAAAGUCUGGACAGACAAUAACCGGGAAGAUCAGGCUCUCAAGUGACAAAUAAGAGCAGGGUGUCUUCCUCUUUCCCACCAUUUAGGGCAUGGGUCUUUUUUGGUGUUUGGGGAAAAUAUUUGGAGAAGAAAAGUCCCUAAGUGGAUUCAUAGCACUAUAAUUAUGUUGUGUGAAAAAAACCACGAGUUCUUGCUGUCUGAUCCACCCUCCACAAUGAUGGUGCCUUGCCACUCCUUAAAUCGCCAUUGCUAGGACAGAUACGCCACAGAAAUGUCUGAGUCUUGAGUCAUCUCUAAGGAUAGGAAGUCAAGCCAUUCCUUUGU